AUGUCAGGAGCAUCUCCACCACGUUAUAGUGAGAAAUAUUCUGAUAGCCGAUAUGAAUAUCGACAUGUCAUGAUAUCGAAAGAAUUAAUACGAACCAUACCAUCAAAUCGUUGUAUGGAUGAACAUGAAUGGAGAGCUUUAGGGGUUAGGCAAGGUCUCCACUGGGAACAUUAUAUGGUACAUAAGCCGGAACCACAUGUUUUAUUAUUUCGACGCCCUGUUCUUUCUCAAUAUACUCAGCCUGUUUGUACUGACUUAACAAUGAAAAUGGCUGAUCAACAUGCACCACCCGUUGCUGAAUUAAAAAUUCCGUUACCAUUAUUGAUACCAUUACAUUGUCGAGAUAUUGUGAUAGAACAAAUAAUAAUGGCCAAAGAAGUAGCAAACAAAGACAAGGAGAGUCAAAAAGAACAAAUUUAUUAUUCUGACACGUAUAAGGAUGAUCUAUAUGAAUAUCGUCAUGUCAUAUUACCGAAAGAAAUAGCAAAAAAAAUUCCAAAAGGACGGUUAUUAACAGAAAAUGAAUGGCGAAAUCUUGGCGUUCAACAAUCUUUAGGUUGGGUUCAUUUUUUAAUUCACGAUCCUGAGCCCCAUAUUCUAAUAUUUCGUCGUUCGUUGAAGAUUAGUCAACAGAUCCAACAACAACGUCAACAACAACAACAGCAAGCACAAGCUGCUGUAUAUCAUGCAAAUGCGAUGCAUAUGAAAUAG
Messenger RNA from Didymodactylos carnosus, 711 nucleotides. NCBI's taxonomy places the organism in Eukaryota, Metazoa, Rotifera, Eurotatoria, Philodinida, Philodinidae. The record is from the annotation of a GenBank genome assembly.